Molecule: messenger RNA, 3535 nt
Organism: Xenopus tropicalis (tropical clawed frog)
Lineage: Eukaryota; Metazoa; Chordata; Amphibia; Anura; Pipidae
Gene: usp16
Product: ubiquitin specific peptidase 16
Exons: 18
Coding region: 162-2756 (864 amino acids)
Biological process (GO): regulation of gene expression; regulation of cell cycle; mitotic nuclear division
Cellular component (GO): nucleus
Molecular function (GO): histone binding; zinc ion binding; cysteine-type deubiquitinase activity
Source: RefSeq, a predicted model, not a curated record
GCGCAUUAUACCGUACCACGUCGAAGGAGGGUCGAUUCUCCCAUUCAUAGUCACACGGAGGGGGCGUGUCGGGAGAUAGCAGAUGCCUCCCUCUGAUUCGCCACUUACGUAGUGUGGCUGGCUGUGGCCGCUGGACGUGUGAUAAAGCCUGAGGCACCGCCAUGGUAAAGAAGCGAGGGAAGAACCUCCCUGCCCAGGACUCUCUCGAUGCAGAGCCAGUGUGCAAGCACCUCCGCAAGGCACUGGAUGAAGGGAGUGUGAAAAAGGCACUGGUGAAUGUGGAAUGGACAGUGUGCCAAGAAUGCCAGGCAGACAACAAGGAGAAGAAUAACUCAGAUGAUGAGUUGGUUGAAGACCCUUCUGUCUGGCUGUGUUUAAAAUGUGGCCAUCGGGGCUGCGGCAGAAAUUCUGCGUCACAGCAUGCACUGAACCAUUACAACACCCCCAGGUCAGAACCACACUGCCUGGUUCUUAGCGUGGAUAUGUGGAGUGCAUGGUGCUACUUAUGCGACAACGAGGUCCCCUAUAACCGCUCUAGUCGGUUAGGCCAGCUGGUGGAUUAUUUGCAAAGAAAAGCCAAGGCAAAAAGCAAAAGUACAGAUUCAGCUGCCUUGGAUGAAGAAGUUAAAGCUGAAAUCGUGGCUGAGAAUGAAGUCAAGAUUGAGGAUCAGGAGGAGAAGCCCAAGGGGCAAGCCAAAUGGGACAAAGCCAGUAGUACCCAGAAUAACAGUACUGAGCCUACUGUCAAGGGCCUCAGUAACUUGGGGAACACGUGUUUUUUCAAUGCGGUGAUGCAGAACCUAUCCCAGACACCUGCUGUAAGGGAACUUCUAAAUGAGGCAAAAACAUUAAAGAAACCAGUGACUGUUCCACUGCCGGAUUCAUCAUCUCCUACCAAUGUAGAGGUACAUCUAGAGCAGCAGCCAGGACCCCUGACCUUGGCAAUGUGGCAAUUCCUGACUGAAAUGCAGGAGACAAAAAAAGGAGUUGUCACCCCAAAGGAGGUCUUUUCUCAGGUCUGUAAAAAAGCAAUACGGUUUAAAGGCUACCAGCAACAAGACAGCCAGGAAUUGCUUCGCUACUUGUUGGAUGGGAUGAGAGGAGAGGAAAUCCAGAGAGUAUCUCUGGCAAUGUCCAAGUCACUACAGAACACUUUAGAUGAAGAAGAAAUUAAAAAGAUAGUGAAAGAUAGUGAAAAGCGCAGAACGAUUCCAAACUUUGUGGAUCAUUUGUUUGGGGGAGAGCUAACGAGCACAAUCAUGUGCGAAGAAUGCCACACGGUGUCGCUGGUCCAUGAACCAUUCCUUGACCUCUCUCUGCCGGUAUUGGAUGAUGUGAUUGUAAAGAAAAAUAGUCAGAAGUCAUCAGCACCGGCUCCAGAGAGGAAAGAGGAGGAAGAAAAUGAUGACGGCUACAUCAAAGAGAGGGACGAAGCAUCACCUGGGGCAAGCAAGCACCUACAGAAGAAAGCAAAGAAGGCGGCUAAAAAGCAAGCCAAGAAUCAGCGCAGGCAGCUGAAAAUGCAAGGAAAGACAGUGCUGCUCACUGAUGUGGCCAAGCAAGAAUGUUCCGAGGACGAGGAGGAGAUUGCUCCAAACAAUACCGAGUCAGAGGCCAACACCAGGCCAGACGAUGAGGUGCCCAUUGCUGAUGGCUUAAACACCAUGAAAUCUGAUUUGUCUGCUCUGGAAAAUGGCAGUGAGACUAUUGAAAGUGCCAUGGAAAGAGUCACAGAGGAUACGGACCUUGAUACUUCUGGGCAUAAUACGGAAAGUGUGGAAAUGAAUGCUAUGGAACUUGUGCGAAAUAUGGAAAACAACAAUAACAACAACACUGAUGUGAAUAAAACACUUGAGAGGACUGAGGGCAGUGGGGUAGACAGCAUGGAAGCCACGGCUGCUGUGGACAAUGGAAAUGCUGAUACGGUGUGUGUGGAUGAUACAGAGGCUGCCAAUGGUUUGUUGGAUUGUUCCGCUGCCAGUAUGGAUAAUGAACUAACCAACUCUUUAAACAGACUCAAGCUCAGCUCCGACAUAGAACCCACCCAGGUAGAGAUAGAGAUAUUACCUGACCAACAGCAGCCCCACACGCAGAUCUACGAGGUGAUAAAUGAAGACCCCAAAACGGCAUUCAGUACCCUCUCCGAAAGGAAGGAUCUGCCGCUGGAUGGGUACUCUGUGCUCAGUUGCCUCUAUCAGUUCACUCACAAAGAGACCCUCACUGGGAACAACAAACUGCUCUGCAACGUCUGCACCAGGAAACAGGCCAGCAGGCUGAAUAACAGCAAUAAAGGGGAAAAGACGUUUGUUUACACCAAUGCCAAGAAGCAGAUGUUGGUGUCGGACCCUUCUCCCAUCCUCACUCUCCAUUUGAAGAGAUUCCAGCAGAAUGGAUUUAACCUACGGAAGAUUAACAGGCAUAUAAAGUUUCCUGAGGUGUUAGACUUGGCUCCAUUCUGUACCUCAAAAUGUAAGAACAUCCCUGCUGGAGAGUCGCGGCUACUGUACUCCCUGUAUGGCGUUAUUGAGCACAGCGGCAGCAUGAGGUCCGGCCAUUACACAGCGUUCGUCAAACUGCGCAGACCCAACCAGCAGCUCUGUGAGAUGGUACUCAAAGGAGUCAUUCCAGAAGUCUCAGGAAGUGAACCCGGGCAGGGCAGCUGGUACCAUAUUAGUGACAGCCAUGUUCAGGCAGUGUCCCUUUCCAGAGUGCUGAGCUCCCAGGCCUACCUGCUCUUCUAUGAGCGAAUGCUGUAAUCUCCAGCAGCAGUCUCUGCCCCCCCCCGGGGCGCUGCCGAAUAACCAAGGAAAUAUUUAUUCAAAGUGGACUACUGACAUCUUAUUUUGGGUUCAAGAAGCUGAGCCAAGGCCGAGGCAACACCGGGAUAUAUAUAUAUUAUAUUAUACUGCAGCCAUGAAAAUGGGGCACCCUGCAGUCUGAGCGCAGUGUUAAUCAAAGGGCGGUGUUGUUCGAUGCAGUGUUGCAAGUUCAUGUGCCUCCAUAGCCUUCAAAGCCAAAAAAAAGCAAGAGUAUUUAUUAAUAUCCAUACCAGGAAGCUAACUAAAACUCAGGGGAUGGCUGACAAUGGAGCUCUGUACCAUAAGAAUAGGGUACACUGUCUCUUUAAGGACAAUAACCAGAAUGAGUCACUGACCAGUUCCCCUUUGCUUGCCAUGGCCCAGAGGGUGGGCUUCAUUUUAUAGGGCACCUAUCACCCCCAUAUUGUUUCCCCUGCAGGGGUGCGGACUCAAGUGUUGCCCUCACUCCAGUUGUGGGAAAUAGUAGUUCUUCUUGAAAAAAACAGCCCCAACAAGAUCCCUCCCGGUGAGGGUAGCCAAGCUAUUUUUUUCACGAAAAAACUAUUGUUUCCCCCAAUUAGAGUGUGGGCUCUAUCAGCCUGUAACAAUAUGGGUGAUAAAUGCUCUUUAAUGCAGUUGGGGAGUCUGAUAACACCUGUAGCCGUAACAUUAACCGAUGUUUUGGGGGCCUUCCUGCACCUACAAUAAUAUGCAAUAAAUGAUAUAUUUUAAAUGAA